GCCUCCUCCUCGCUGCCGCCUCGCCAUGGACCCGGCGCCUGCAGCCUCCUGCCCGGCUCCCACCUCUCCACCUCUGCGCUGGCCGACGCGCCCCGCCACCGCUCGAGUCCAAGGGCCUCGCCUCCAUCUCCUGCCGUCGUCAGCAAGCAGCCCUGCCGGAGCUCUUCUUCUCAUGUGCACCAUCGUCGACCAAGCCGAGCAGCACCGGGACCCCGACGCGCCCCUUCUCCUCCCUGGCUCUUCCUCGCUUGGGCGCACCUCACGCCGUCAUGAGUUCAUCACGUGAUUGGGAUAGAAUCGCAUCUUGGGCACGACAGUUGGCCACAAUCGAGCGCCGUGAUGAGACGUCUGCUACAUCCACCGAUGACCUCCAACUCAAGGCGUCCAUGGACGCCAUCAGUGUGUAUCCAUCCGAGCUCGCAGUGCCUAAAGCACCAUUUCCGUCCGUGACCACCGACAAUUCCGUCCCGGAGCUUAGUGUGACUGACAAGGUGCUCGAAGUUGACGACACCAGCAACGCCGCUACGCUGCCCACCACCUGUUCGAUAGGGUGCCCAAGGUGUGACACGCCCGAGGAGUCAGCGCUCACUUUGUCCAUGACACUACCUUCAUCCAUGGUCAUUGGCAACGCCGCUUCCGAGCUUGCUGCACCUGUAUGUGGCCUCUAUCAUAAUACUGACAAAGACGACCCAAUGGUGUCGUGCCUAGUUCCCUGGAGUGCACCUUCACCCUUCACAAUGCCACAUGAAGCCUCACCAAUGCCUCUGCCUUGGCUGUUUCCUGUCCUUGAUGUGGACAACUUGGCACCCACUAGGUGUUCGACAGAGGUACCUAUCAAGAGCGUGUUCUCCAUGGCAUCUCAGUUCACACAAGGCACUGACACUCAAGGCACUAACAGUAGAGUUGAGUUGCAUCCGUUACCAUGGGCAUCCUUUGCAUGCAUUCUGAUGGAAAUUAGUGCAGCUGGAAACACUGGAGAUACUUGUGACAAUUGCUUCAGCUGGUUAUAACCAUGCAACAACCAGUUGGUGAGAGCAGUUCCAUUCUUCUGUACACUGAUAGAUGGUUGCUGGAGAUUCCUUCUAGUUCAAUACUACAAGGGCUUCCAAGUGGUUUUGCAACCAAAUUUCAUAUGUAAAUGUUCUUAGAAGUUCUGAACUCCUGGAGCUGUUCUAUACCAAGUGCAAAACUUGGAAGGCUGAAGAGGUGUAAUUUGUUAUGUGCUUUGAA
Molecule: messenger RNA, 1230 nt
Organism: Triticum aestivum (bread wheat)
Lineage: Eukaryota; Viridiplantae; Streptophyta; Magnoliopsida; Poales; Poaceae
Exons: 2
Coding region: 270-1010 (246 amino acids)
Source: RefSeq, a predicted model, not a curated record